UCAACCAUUACUAAAAGAGAAGCAGAAGAGUUGAUAGAAAUUGAGAUUGAUGGGACUGAGAAACCAGAGUGCACAGAAGAAAGCAUUGUAGAACAAACCUACACCCCAGCUGAAUGUGUAAGCCAGGCCAUAGACAUCAAUGAACCAAUUGGCAAUUUGAAAAAACUGCUGGAAACAAGACUACAGUGUUCUUUGGAUGCUCAUGAAAUUUGCCUGCAAGAUAUCCAGCUGGAUCCAGAAAGAAGUUUAUUUGACCAAGGAGUAAAGACAGAUGGAACUGUACAACUUAGUGUACAGGUAAUUUCUUACCAAGGGAUUGAGUCAAAGCUAAACAUUCUGGAAAUUGUGAAAACCGCGGAAACUGUUGAAGUCGUUAUUGACCCGGAUGCCCAUCAUGCUGAAGCAGAAGCGCAUCUUGUGGAAGAAGCUCAAGUGAUAACUCUCGAUGGCACAAAGCACAUUACAACCAUCUCAGAUGAGACCUCAGAGCAAGUGACAAGAUGGGCGGCCGCCCUAGAAGGUUACAGGAAAGAACAAGAACGCCUCAGGAUACCCUAUGAUCCCAUACAGUGGUCCACAGACCAAGUGCUGCACUGGGUGGUUUGGGUAAUGAAGAAGUUCAGCAUGACUGACAUAGACCUCACUACGCUCAACAUUUCGGGAAGAGAAUUAUGUAACCUUAACCAAGAAGAUUUUUUUCAAUGGGUGCCUCGGGGAUAAAUUCUCUGGAGUCAUCUGGAGCUUCUUCGAAAAUAUGUGUUGGCAAGCCAAGAGCAACAGAUGAAUGAGAUAGUUACAAUCGAUCAGCCUGUGCAGAUUAUUCCAGCGUCAGUGCAGUCUGCCCCGCCAACUACCAUUAAAGUUAUAAAUAGCAGUGCAAAGGCAGCUAAAGUACAGAGAGCUCCAAGGAUUUCAGGAGAAGAUAGAAGCUCACCUGGGAACAGAACAGGAAACAAUGGCCAAAUCCAACUAUGGCAGUUUUUGUUAGAACUUCUUACUGACAAGGAUGCUCGAGACUGUAUUUCUUGGGUUGGUGAUGAAGGCGAGUUUAAGCUAAAUCAGCCUGAACUGGUUGCACAAAAAUGGGGACAACGCAAAAAUAAGCCUACAAUGAACUAUGAGAAGCUCAGUCGUGCAUUAAGGUAUUAUUAUGAUGGGGACAUGAUUUGUAAAGUUCAAGGCAAGAGAUUUGUAUACAAGUUUGUCUGUGACUUGAAAACUCUUAUUGGAUACAGUGCUGCAGAACUGAACCACUUGGUCACAGAAUGUGAGCAGAAGAAACUUGCAAAGAUGCAGCUGCACGGAAUUGCCCAGCCAGUCACAGCAGUCACCCUGGCCACUGCUUCUCUACAAACCGAAAAGGAUAAUUGAGGUCCAGGAGCUUCUGGGAAUCUAAGGUCUUUCUUAAAUAUUAGAGCAGGCAUUGCUCUUAACCUUUGUUACUGAAUUUG
This is a messenger RNA of Octodon degus (degu), 1451 nucleotides long. Its product is annotated as GA-binding protein alpha chain-like. Lineage: Eukaryota; Metazoa; Chordata; Mammalia; Rodentia; Octodontidae. Gene Ontology annotation, biological process: regulation of transcription by RNA polymerase II; cell differentiation. Gene Ontology annotation, molecular function: sequence-specific DNA binding; DNA-binding transcription factor activity, RNA polymerase II-specific. The annotation marks the transcript as partial. The transcript has a single exon. The record is from RefSeq and is a predicted model, not a curated record. Gene Ontology annotation, cellular component: nucleus.